Messenger RNA from Striga asiatica, 513 nucleotides. NCBI's taxonomy places the organism in Eukaryota, Viridiplantae, Streptophyta, Magnoliopsida, Lamiales, Orobanchaceae. The record is from the annotation of a GenBank genome assembly.
AUGGAGUCGGGCUUCAGCUCAGGGUACUGGUCAGUGUGGAUCGCAAGCCCGUUGUUGCACCCGACGAAAAACGCAAGCCCGUCUAGUGAGCAGUCCAUGUACACGAACAAGCCAGUGUCUGGGUCGUACCUGUGGAUAUCGAAACCGAGAGUCCUGGGAACCGUGAUAGAAACCAAGGUGUGGCCCACCAUAACCGAGUGGUCCCGAACUAUCCACCGUCACAAACCGCCUCACGUGGAAGAGAUCUCCCGACGGCUCAGCGACCACAAGGAAAUUGUACUCGGUACCCGGGGGGGGGUCGCGGAGGUCCCAAGCCUCCAGACGGGAGUCGGUGCAGCAGAAGAAGAGCUCACGCUCUUUGGAGUAAACCACCGAAGCAUAGCCGGUACCGUGGCCGAGAGCGGCCCACUUGCACUCGUGCCGGCCAUGAGGCGUGCAGAAGGCCAAUCUGUUGUCGGGACCGAAACGGUGGCGGCGGCGGCUGCGCGGCGGCUUAACAUGGCCAUGAAUUGA